Molecule: messenger RNA, 1309 nt
Organism: Neocloeon triangulifer
Lineage: Eukaryota; Metazoa; Arthropoda; Insecta; Ephemeroptera; Baetidae
Gene: Mdh1
Product: malate dehydrogenase, cytoplasmic
Exons: 4
Coding region: 87-1091 (334 amino acids)
Biological process (GO): tricarboxylic acid cycle; oxaloacetate metabolic process; malate metabolic process
Cellular component (GO): cytosol; mitochondrion
Molecular function (GO): L-malate dehydrogenase (NAD+) activity
Source: RefSeq, a predicted model, not a curated record
CCAUUCUUGACCACUUCAGCUUUCAGCUCUCCACCAAGUAAUACACCGCUCCAGAGUCCAGAACACCGCUUGAAUAAAUUACAAGAAUGUCUGAGCCCGUUCGCGUGGUGGUAACCGGCGCCGCCGGCCAGAUUGCCUACUCCCUACUCUACAUGGUGGCCAAGGGCGACGUCUUUGGACCGAACCAGCCCGUCAUUCUGCACCUUCUUGACAUUCCACCUAUGAUGGGCGUCGUGCAAGGCGUCGUCAUGGAACUGAGUGAUUGCGCCCUUCCCCUUCUGCGAGGCGUGGUGCCCACCGCCGACCCUGAGGUGGCCUUCAAGGACGUAGAGGCUGCGUUCUUAGUAGGCGCCAUGCCCCGCAAGGAGGGAAUGGAGCGCAAGGACCUGCUGGCCGCCAACGUUGGAAUCUUCAAGGUGCAGGGACAGGCUCUCGAGCGCAACGCCAAGAAAACCGUCAAGGUGCUUGUUGUCGGCAACCCCGCCAACACAAAUGCCCUCAUCUGCUCCAAGUACGCACCUUCCAUCCCCAGGGAAAAUUUCACAGCUAUGACCAGGUUGGACCAGAACCGUGCCACCGCCAAUAUUGCCGAGCGCCUCAGCGUUAGCUGCGCCGACGUUUCCAAUGUGGUCAUCUGGGGCAACCACUCAAGCACUCAAUUCCCCGACGCCCGUCAUGCUUCCGCAGUGCUCAAUGGUGCAAAAGUCUCUGUCUACGAGGCCAUCAAGGACGACAAUUACCUGAAGACUCAAUUUGUUGAGACAAUCCAAAAGAGAGGAGCUGCUGUAAUUGCGGCCCGAAAAUUGUCUUCGGCAAUGUCCGCUGCGAAGGCAGCUUCGGAUCACAUGAAGGACUGGUGGCAGGGCACUUCUGAUAAGUGGGUGUCGAUGGGUGUCAUCAGUGACGGGUCUUACGGUGUACCUGCUGAUGUCGUCUUUUCUUUUCCAGUCACUUGCUCUGAUAAGAAAUGGACUAUUGUUCAGGGUUUGGAGAUUGACGAUUUUGCCAGGAGCAAGUUGGACGUCACUGGCAAAGAGUUGCUUGAAGAGAGGGAAGAAGCUUUGGCUGUUUGCCAAGACAGCAACCUCUAAAUUAGGAGCACCGAUUUUCUGCUGUCUGUGAAGCUAACGAAACCAGUGGUUAUUUGCAAAGUUUAUUCUUCUAUAGAGGCUCAAAGAAAUUUUUAGGCAACAGAAUGCAUAGUCUUUUUAAUUGGUUUUAACUGGCUGUGCACAAGCAGAAAAAGUAAAGAUAUUAUAUGGAGCACCAAUAAAAUCAUGUACUGAAUUAGUGCAAAAACAAUAAUAAA